Crotalus tigris (Tiger rattlesnake) is the source of this 1486-nucleotide messenger RNA. Its product is annotated as myotubularin-related protein 8-like. Lineage: Eukaryota; Metazoa; Chordata; Lepidosauria; Squamata; Viperidae. The record is from RefSeq and is a predicted model, not a curated record. The coding region runs from base 25 to 1230 and encodes 401 amino acids. Gene Ontology annotation, cellular component: nuclear envelope. Gene Ontology annotation, biological process: negative regulation of autophagy; dephosphorylation. Gene Ontology annotation, molecular function: phosphatidylinositol-3,5-bisphosphate phosphatase activity. The transcript has 10 exons.
GAAGGGCAGCUGCCCUCACGCAAGAUGGCGCCCGAAGCGCCGCCUCCACGACGUCUCGCGAGGCUUCGCGGGAUCCGGACGUGGAAGAGGCCGGCGGCUUCGGCGAUGGAGUACAUCACGACGCCCAAGGUAGAAAAUGUCAAGUUGCUAGAUCGAUAUACCAACAAGAAAGCAGCAAAUGGGACGCUGUAUUUGACGGCUACUCAUCUGAUCUACGUGGACACCUCAACUGAAGUUCGAAAAGAGACAUGGAUCCUCCACCACCACAUAGCUAUCGUGGAGAAGCUACCGCUGAAUGCCUCCGGAUGCCAGUUGCAAAUUCGUUGCAAGAACUUCCGCGUAGCUCGCUUUCUGAUGGUACAAGAACGAGACUGUCACGAAGUCUAUAGCUCCUUGCUGAAACUCUCGCAACCAGUGAAACCCGAAGAACUUUACGCCUUCUCUUACAAUCCCAAAACCCCUGAAGGCAGCCGAGAGACGGGCUGGAAGUCGAUAGAUGUCAAAGCCGAUUACCUGCGGAUGGGCGUUGAGAGCAGCUCCUGGGAAAUCAGCAACGUCAACAAGGAUUACGAGAUUUGCAGUACCUAUUCCCGGGAACUGGUCGUGCCUAAAGCCGCUGCUAGGGCGAUGGUCUUGGGAAGCGCGAAGUUCCGAAGCCGAGGUCGGAUACCUGUGCUUUCCUACUUCUACAAAGAGAAUAACGCCGCCAUCUGCAGGUGCAGCCAGCCUUUGUCUGGAUUUAGCACUCGUUGCCUGGAAGACGAACAGCUGCUGCAGGCGAUUCGGGAAGCCAAUGCUGGGAGUCGGUUCAUGUACGUGGUAGACACGAGGCCAAAGUUGAACGCCAUGGCCAACCGAGCUGCUGGGAAGGGCUACGAGAAUGUGGAUAAUUACGAAUGCAUCCGUUUUAAAUUCAUCGGCAUUGAAAACAUCCACGUGAUGAGGAGCAGCCUGCAGAAACUCCUGGAAGUGUGUGAAGCAAAGUCUCCUUCGAUGAGCGACUUCCUCACAGGACUGGAGAACUCCGGCUGGUUGCGACACAUUAAAGCCGUGAUGGAUGCAGGAGUCUUCCUGGCUAAAGCAGUCAGAGACGAAGGGGCCAGUGUGGUGGUGCACUGCUCGGACGGCUGGGAUCGUACCGCCCAGGUCUGCUCUUUGGCUUGUCUCCUUCUAGAUCCCUUUUAUCGGACGUUGAAAGGAUUCAUGGGCUCUAACGCAAAUGAAAACUGAAGCCAGAUCAUGAACACGGUCCCUCUUUCCCUUAGCAACCGUUUCAUUUAACUUCCACGUUGCCGGACCCAGUUUUAGUCGCUAAAUGAGGACAGCCUGUACAUGCGUAAAGGUACAUUUGUGUAACGUGGAUGCAUGUGUUAGUGCGUAAAUAUAUAGUACAUGUACACUUAGUCCUCGACUUGCAGCCACAGCAGAGCGCAGCGUUUCUACUGCUAAGCGAGACAUUUGUUAAAUGAGUUUUGCCCCAUUUCAU